CACUAUGAAUGCCACUUGCCCAAUUACAACCUCCGAAGAGAUGCAUGCGGACAUCACCAGCGUCUGCUCGUCUCCGCUAAAGUUUUCAUUCACACUCGCGCGAUCCCUGCAAGCGGAUCAGCAACUGACAGCUGCGCGACUGUUGUUCUUAAGAGCUGAGAGGAGGUUUCUGCAAGACCCCAGUGUGGAUGCCGCAAGGGAUGUGAACAGAGUGUACGUUAGCAAGGUAUGCCAACACCCGCAGAAUAUUUGA
Molecule: messenger RNA, 253 nt
Organism: Sphaeroforma arctica JP610
Lineage: Eukaryota; Ichthyosporea; Ichthyophonida
Exons: 1
Source: RefSeq, a predicted model, not a curated record